AUGCGACACGAUGUAAAGGUUGAAGACAUCAUGUCAUGGCGUGAUUUUGAAGUGAGUUGCAUGCGCUUUAAACUUGUACCUUUAGUGCAACAAGCGAUAUUCUGGAGUUUAACCAAUUUACCCGAGGAUUUCCUCCCAAAUCUGCUUACAAAUGAUGAACAAAAGUACAUGGAUAUAUGCUUCAAAAAUCGGGAUGAAACAGCACUUCACUUCAUGGAAACGGAUGAAUUUUAUCGAACAACAA
Molecule: messenger RNA, 244 nt
Organism: Clunio marinus
Lineage: Eukaryota; Metazoa; Arthropoda; Insecta; Diptera; Chironomidae
Source: the annotation of a GenBank genome assembly